CUUGAAUCACAUGCGCUAUUUCACAUGAAUAGAAACUGAAAGAGCACUCAGCUUGGCAGUGCAGUUCCACACCCUCUGUUAGAGGAGGUGUCUCCAGGCGUAGGUACUCUGAACAAAUACGACCUUAAUUACUUUAAGGUUUUCGUCGGGAAAUCACAGGACAGACCAUACUGGCUCUGUAUACUGUACUUACUGUACUUGAUCUUCUUUUUUUUUCUACUGAAAAUAGCCUCAGGGCUUUGACUGAGCAGUUUCACCGAACAAAUUUUGCCUACAUUCUCUGGAUGGGACAGGAAACCGGAUGGGACAGAGCAGAGGCUUGUUGACGUGAAACAGCUGUGAAAUCAAAUUAAAUCACCUGACUGCACAUUUGAGGCACUUACCUUGGCAUUGUCAACCCUGACACAGGAAUAUGAACAAAGCUAUGCCCCAGUCCGAUGAGGACGUCCCCCUGGUGACCCCGGCCGUCUGCAAUCUCAUCAAACAUCGGAUGAAGCACCUCACCCCGCGUCGUGCCGACCAGCAGCAUUCUGCCAAGCUGGUGAACGACCUGCGAGACAGCCUCCUGGACUUUCUGAAGAAGAACAAAAAACAGCCCUACUUCAGAUCUGUCACAGUGCUCAACAGCGGAAGCUACUAUGAGAUAGUGAAGAUAAAUGACCCAGAUGAGUUUGAUAUGAUGUUGCUGUUACCAACCCCACGGCUAACCUGGACAGAGCUGAAGGAGUUCCACGGGCUGCACUACAGCGUCUCCCUGAUGCGACCCACUCGCACUGAGAUCCAGGCCUUCCUGCUGGCUGACGGGCUCACAAUCUCAGCCAGCAGAAUCCUCAGCGAGAUGCGUUACCUGGUCAGAAAUUUCAUCAGCACAUACAAAGUCCCCAAGGGAGCUGGUCGCUGGGUGCUGAACAGGAAGCGGCCCAGUUCGCCAGCGGUGACACUAUCGCUGAUGUGCAAUGCGCAAGAUGGUGAACAGGCGACAGAACUGCUGUCGGUGGACAUCGUUCCCGCCCUGGAGGCGCCUGAACCGCAAGCCUGGCCGCUUGCUGCUCGAGAUGGCCUGAAGGUGGAUAACUGGCUGGGCAAGAAGGCCCGACGUGACCUCACCAGGCAGUCCUUCUACUUCGUACCCAAGAAGCCGGCAGGGCGUAACCUCAGCGAUGCCGCUAAGGAGAGCUGGAGGAUUUCCUUCUCUCACAUUGAAAAGGAAAUUAUCAAGAACCAUGGUCAGGCCAGGACCUGCUGCGAGGGCCAUGCCACCAAGUGUUGCCGAAAGAAGUGUCUCAUGCUGCUGAAGUGUCUGAUCGAGGGCCUGAAGGUGCGGUUCCCUGAGGAGCUGGAGCGUCUUUGCUCGUACCAUGGGAAGACAGCCUUCCUGCACACCCUCUGCAGGCGCGGCAGAGACUCGCAGUGGGCCCCCGGUGAUCUCCCCUCCAGCUUCAUGGAGCUCUUGUUGGCCCUGCAGGACCACGCCUUCAGAGGCCAGCUCCCCCACUUCUUCAUUCCGGCCUGUAACCUAUUCGCUGCCCCUGCCUUUCCACGCAAGGCACGGUCCUGCCUGCAGAAGGCACUAGAGGAGCAGGUGAAGUUGGGCCUACCCCUCCUGCAGCAGCCCGGCCCUGCUCCACCGCUUGCUCUUAACCCAAGCCCUCCCUAUCCCUCCCUGGGCGCAAAGCGAGAUCAUUCACCAGUGAUGAUAUUAGCAUCAAUAGUCAUAUCGCUAGGGUUGCUCUCUCUGGCUGCUAUUGCAGUCUUUUAGAUCAGUGGUCCACAGACUUCCUGGGGUCUGUGAAGUAGUUCUAGGGGUUGUUUACCAAAAUUGGAAAACAUUUCUGUUUAUUUUUACAUAUUUUAUAAAUGAUGCAUUUUUGACAGAUAAUACUUUGCCUAGUUUACUUAGUACUUAAUAAUUAAUACUGUGUUCAUUGUACUUAAAAAAAGUACUUAUGAAAUAUUUAUUGAUCCAUAAUAUCAUGAAAUCAAGAUUUUAACAUAUUUACAGAUUUAGCACAUCUGAUUUGUUAAAUAGCUACUGCAUUUGGAUAAGGGUAUCAAACAACCAGUCUACUUAUGAGGAGGUUUAGUUUCUGUGAAAACAAAUGUACGUGUCAUGUCCUUGCUGUAAGUGUUUCCUGUCAAGAAAUUUUUCCUGAAUGGAUUUUGCCCACUGACUUGAAUUUUGACACUGAUAUACUGCAGUAGGGAGCAUAUUUAUUACCACAGAAGGCAAAUAAGUUAUUUUUCCUUCUGUAUUAUAUGUAUGAUAAGCAUCAGGGAUUGUGAUUUGCCAUCUAGCGGUACAUUUUUAUCAUUAUUAUUAUUGGCCUAUUAAAUUUUUUCUAAUAUCUUGUGAUUUCAACUAUUUUGCACCAAUGUUUUAGUUUGUUUUUAGUUUUAGGUUUAUAUCUGAACAUUUCUGUUGGAAGUCCUUGAAUUUCUGUUUUAACAAGUAUAUUACAUUCUUGCCUUGAAUUUUCUUUUUUUUUUUUUUGCAUCUGGCUCUUUGUUAGCAUGUCAUUUCAGAUAUGACUACACACUUUUUUUUUAAAACAUAGCCUUUUGUUUUAAUUCAGCCAAUUCUUAUUCAGUGGUUCUCUUUAUGCCCAUCUUACUUUAGCCUGUAUCAGUUUGAAGUUGUAGUAUCAUAUGUGUUUUAUUUGUCUGCUUUUCAUUGUUAUGUAAUUUGCUAAUUUGCUAAAUUUGUAAUUUGUCAUGCUUGAAAAAAAUAUAUAUUACCAUGUUGUCUCUGCAUUUAUUUAAUCACAAAUGCCUCUCAAGUCCAAAUAAGACAUGAAAUCCAGAAACAGAUGCAGUCCUCCUUGCCCACCCCAGUUCUAGACCAAGGAUAUGACCAAGUGACUGUGCUAAAACCAGACACUGACCAUGGUUUGAGACCAAGACAAUUACAACAGAAGGCUUAUGUGAAAAGUGAGACAGUGUAUCAGAUGUAUCUUUGAAAGCAUGCAUUUUACCAAGAUCAAGGGUGAGGCUUAGAGGGGUGCUGGGUGGCUCAUCCUCUUAAGGCACUGUUGUUGUGCUUGGAUGGGGCCCCCCAUUGAAGAUCAAAUGCUUACUGUGCCAGUGCCAAGUGUGGCCAGUAGCCUCGUGAGGACGUGCAAAAGUUUUGGUAGCAUCAUCCAGGAUUAGGGAGGGUUCAAUCAAUCAGAAUCUGCAUUUCAUUGUUCUGCCCUUCUGAUCAAACAGGCACCCAAGGUCUGACUGAAAAAGCAUGAAGAGCCUAUGGGCUGUGGUGUGACAAGAAGCAGCUGGUGACAUCACAUACUUUGGAUGGGAGUGGGUGCUUGGCUUCACUCUCCCACAUCAGUUACAGAGAUGGUAGCAUAAGUGUGGUUGUGUACCACUGGCCAUUCCAAAGUGAGGAUAAAAUAGAGAAAGCAUAAAAAAGACUGAGAUUUAAGAUUAUGAUCUGGGAUCCAGAAAAUUUAUGUUUGACUAAAGCCUUUGGUGAAAUGGGAGUUUAUGUUUUGGGGAGGAACCAGCUGAGGGGGGAGCAUUUAUUUAUUAUUGAUUUCAUCAUAGAAUGGCAGUGGAAAAGUGUGAUGGUUGUGAACUUAUUGUUUGACUGUGAGAGGAAAUCAGCCAGCAGAAUAGGAUGUAGUGGUAGAGAGGAUUUUUCAAUGGGCACUUUUUACUUGCCACUGCACUUUCCUUCCCACUGGGGUUUAUUUAUUUAUUAUUUUUAACCUCAGUUCCUUGCUUUUUCUGGGUUUAGGCCUGUUUUUUGCCCUGUUCCACAACAAAGUGUCUUUGCGACAGUAUACUUUAUAAGAAGUGCUAUAAAAAUAAAGCUGAAUUAAACUGAAGUUCACGCAGAAUUUUGGGCCAAACUGAAGUAUCAGACCAAAUACUAGGGAAGUUACUGUUGUUGUCUUCUGUAAGAAUGGUGCAUGUAGAGACACCGCCCAGUGCUUAUGUAUUAUAUAUUAUUAUUAUGCUUAUGUGUUGAGAAUAUGUCACCAACACCAUCACCACCACUACCACCAUCAACAUCAAAAUUCCAAUGGUACAUAUAUAAAUAAACAUUUAUAUUUUUAAGCUUU
Anguilla rostrata (American eel) is the source of this 4061-nucleotide messenger RNA. Its product is annotated as cyclic GMP-AMP synthase. The transcript has 6 exons. Gene Ontology annotation, cellular component: site of double-strand break; nucleus; cytosol. Gene Ontology annotation, molecular function: 2',3'-cyclic GMP-AMP synthase activity; double-stranded DNA binding; chromatin binding. NCBI's taxonomy places the organism in Eukaryota, Metazoa, Chordata, Actinopteri, Anguilliformes, Anguillidae. Gene Ontology annotation, biological process: positive regulation of type I interferon production; DNA damage response; cellular response to exogenous dsRNA. Bases 413 to 1759 code for a protein of 448 amino acids. The record is from RefSeq and is a predicted model, not a curated record.